AUGCUCCCCAGCGCCGUGGCGGCCCACGCCGGCGCCUACUGGGACGUGGUGGCCUCCUCCGCGCUCCUGAACCUCCCCGCAGCGCCGGGCUUUGGCAACCUGGGCAAGAGUUUCCUGAUCGAGAACUUGCUGCGGGCCGGAGGCGCCCCGCCGCCCGGGCUGCAGUCACCUCCGCCCCACGGCCCGGCGGCCGCACUAGCCACCGCCACCGCCACCGCCGUCGCCGGCGCGCAGGUCCGGCCCCUGCCUGCCAGCCCAGUACCUCUCAAGCUGUGCCCCGCGGCCGAACAAGUCAGCCCCGCCGGGGCGCCCUACGGCACGCGGUGGGCUUUUCAAGUGUUCAGCCCCUCGGCGGACGGAGUAAGGCUGCCGGGCCAGGCUCCGGGGAACCGGGACUGUACCUUCCAUCCUUCAGCCCCAGCACCUUCCAAACCCUUUUUUCUGAGCGCCCCGCCAUUCUACUCGGCGUGCUGCGGUGGGUCCUGUCGGCGCCCUGCAUCCCCCACUGCUUUUCCAAGAGAAGAGAGUGUGCUGCCUCUCCUGACCCAGGACUCUAAUUCCAAAACCCGGAGGGGUAUUUUAAGAAGAGCUGUCUUUUCUGAGGACCAGAGAAAGGCUCUGGAGAAGAUGUUUCAGAAGCAGAAAUAUAUCAGCAAAACAGACAGAAAGAAACUUGCCAUCAACUUGGGACUAAAGGAAUCGCAGGUGAAAAUCUGGUUUCAGAACAGAAGGAUGAAAUGGCGGAAUUCCAAAGAAAAGGAAGUGCUUUCCAACAGGUGUAUCCAAGAAGUAGGCCUCCAAGAGGAUCCCCUCUCGAGAUCUGCUCUGGGUUUCCCGUCUGCGUGUCCUUCACUCUGGGAAGUCUCCCAACAGCACUCGAGUCCAAGAUGGAGGGAGAAUUCGCCAGAACCUUCAGAAAGACUAAUCCAAGAGAGUUCAGGGGCACUGGCCCCAGAAGCAAAUUCACUGGAAGCUGCCUUCUAUUUGUGUUCUGAAGAAGAAGCUGGAGACAAGGCUGUACUUCCUGGGGCCUGCUGA
Molecule: messenger RNA, 1038 nt
Organism: Equus quagga
Lineage: Eukaryota; Metazoa; Chordata; Mammalia; Perissodactyla; Equidae
Gene: DBX2
Product: developing brain homeobox 2
Exons: 4
Coding region: 1-1038 (345 amino acids)
Biological process (GO): regulation of transcription by RNA polymerase II
Molecular function (GO): DNA-binding transcription factor activity, RNA polymerase II-specific; DNA binding
Source: RefSeq, a predicted model, not a curated record